This is a messenger RNA of Bursaphelenchus okinawaensis, 9927 nucleotides long. The record is from the annotation of a GenBank genome assembly. Lineage: Eukaryota; Metazoa; Nematoda; Chromadorea; Rhabditida; Aphelenchoididae.
AUGCCGUCGCCAACGCGGUCCGACUCCUUCAAACACAUUCCCCACUCUCUGUUGUACCAAGAAUCUCAAGCUUCGUCGCAGCCUCUGAGUCGUCGCUCGUCGGUGUUCUCCGACUUUCUCACACUAUUUCGAAAAAGUACGACCAGUCGACGAAGAUCAGUCUAUCGACCGCCUCCGCGACGAAAAUCGACCGCCGCGACAUUGGAACAGGGCGUUUCGUUGUUAACUAGGUUAGGUGGGGGCAUGGUGAAUCUAGGGAAGAUGAAAGGGGUAUUAAUGGACUACAAGGUGUAUUUUACAAAGAUUUAGCUUCUAUGUGUUAUUUUUAAAACUAAUAUUUAAGUUUAUAUAUAAAAAGUUUAAAAAAAAGUUAAAAAUUACAUUAACAUAGGUAUUCCAACACUUUCAGCUCCUAUACCUACUUCUAAAACCAAUAUUUUCAGAGACGAACUAGCUCAAAAUGACGACGAAGAGAACGACGAUGAAGCCAACAAAAAGCCGAUGACGCGACAACUGCUUCUGUCCAAGAUACGAGAGAAGAAGGAAGUUAUCAACAACCUCAGAUGCAAACCUUGGAGUAUGAAUAGGAAACGUCGCACACUGAGGCUGGCUCAAAAGUAUCUGGAACAACAUGAGAGUAAGGUUUCGCCGACACAUCUCUACAAGGAGGAGCUUAGUAAGAAAUGGCACUAUGUGGUGAGGUGGUUCAGCAACAUCAACACCUACCUCGUGCCUUGGGAGAGCAAAAUCAAACGGAUUGAAAGUGAGGUUUAGAAAGUUUGUGACAUUCUUAAUGAUAUUACAAUAUUGAAAAACAAAAAUUACACUUCAAGAUUUCUAUAAUAUUUUUUAUGACAUUUAUAAAUAAUAUAAUAGAGAUGUGUAGGUAUAGGCGAAGAGUAAGUUGUACUAAUUUUAUUUCAGGUCACUUUGGGUCUGUCGUAUCGUCAUAUUUUACAUUUCUACGAUGGGUAAUCUUCAUGAACUUAAUUAUUACACUGCUCAUUUGUGCUUUUAUUGUUUUACCUGAGGUAAGUUAUAGUAUUUUGAAUUUUAUAACUUUAAGACAACUUUUCCCUGUUCCUCCCUUUUAAAAUUUAAAUUUUUUUGAAUUAGUGAUUCUUCUUUCACCUUUAUUUUCUAGAGCUGAGAGUAGCGUUUGGUUACAAGACUAUAAUACUAAUACAAAAUAAGCUCUAGUACUUACUGUAAAGUAAUAUGUUUCAGACGAUAGCUGACGCUACGGCCAAUUCAGCACGUCAAGAUCGUACCAUGACACGCAAGGUUUUACCAUACAACGAACGAAAAGACGCUGAUACGAUACAGGUCAUAUGGCAUUACGAUGUGAGUUUCUUACUGUAAACAACUUACUUUCACUAAAGGUGUAAAAAAAUAAAAAAAUUUUAAAUAUAAUUUUAAAAAUUAAUUUCAUUUUGUAAAAAACGCAGAAAAGCGUGUGACAUUACUGCUUCUUCAGGGAUACAUACGAUACUCGCCGUUGUUUUAUGGCUACUACAGCGACGAUGAGUAUGACGCAGCUAGUGGGAUACGGUACUCGUUGCCUUUGGCCUACUUUGCUACAAUAUUAUUGGUGUUUGGAUAUAGUUUCUUUGCUAUUUUGAGGAAGUAAGUCUAUAUAUAUUACUAUACUUUUAAUACAAUAUAAUAUACUUUUUUGUGUUUUGCUUGUACUUUACAAUAUAUUUUUACUUAUACAAUAUUAAUAUAUUAUUCUAUAUUACCCUUCAAACAAGACCAUGUUCUCCUUCAGAAUGGCCUCAAACGCCUCCAUGUCAAAGCUAACCGGCAGUAAAGCAGAGCAAUACGUGUUCAACUGGAAACUCUUCACCGGUUGGGACUACACAAUCGGCAAUUCAGAAACCGCUACCAACACCGUGAUGGCUGUGGUGAUCAAGCUACGGGAGUCCAUCGCCGAGAGUCGGGUUCAAAACAAGGAAAAGUUCCAAUGUCUUCGGUUUUCACUACGAGUUAUGGCCAAUAUGAUCAUCUUGGCCAUGUUGGCCUUCUCUAUCUACUGGAUCUCUUUCGCCGUCCAAUCAUCUCACACCGUCGAAACAUCAUCAAACCUUAUUUUCAACAAAAAUCAAGUGAGUUUGGCUUAAGAGUAUGUUGUUGUAGGUAGUGAAGGCACAAAAAAGUCAAAUUUUAAUCAUGAUGACUAACCUAUAUUUAACUAUAAGAUAUGUUAGUGUACAUAAAAACUUUUAUACUGACUUAAUUACCUUAAGGUACCCACCGUCGUAUCACUGAUUACACAUUUCUUUCCCAUGAUAUUCGACCUGAUCGGUCGAAUGGAAGCGUAUCAUCCUCGCACAGCACUACGAGCUCAUUUGGCCAGAGUUCUCGUGUUAUAUGUGUUGAAUUACAUUACAUUCAUUGUGGCCUUGUUUGAGAAGUUGGACAAGAUACGAGACAGUAAGAACAACUAUGUAGAAGGAGCAGAAGGUGACAGGAAUCGACGACAACUACAUGUCAACUUCAAUGGAAAGGUGGGUAAACUGUUGGAAUAUGCUUGGUUUUUAGGUAUAAAAGGCCUUUUAGUACUAGGUUGACUAUGUAUUUGGAAAUAUAUAUUAUAUUAAAUAGUGUUAUAUCAGUCUUUCCACUAAAGAAUGUUACAGCUGCACGGUGCAGUCUCCGAGAAAAUCGCGCCUUUUUUAUUCCGCUGCACAGAGCAAGUUUCCCGCGCGAUUACCCGAUACAGCCAACGAUGUGAGGAAAGAUUGCACAGUGCAAUCCCUUCAGUGUCGCACCGGUCGGUUGUCGCAGGAUUCAAUGACUUGCAACAGCCAAAAAAACGUGUCGCCAUCCUCCCAUUGAACACAGUUGUGGCUUGAGCGUUGCGACAACCGCGACACACUGUCGCAUCGCCAUUCGAAGCGCGACACGACAGUUUGCCGCAAAGCUUUGCACUUGCGACAUUGCGAUUUCCAUUGGGAUGUCGCCGGGUGCAAGCGACUGUCGCAGACCUUGUCGCUUGUCGCCCAAUUCUCGGCGCGACAGCGAUUCCUUCAAACUGCACUGUGCAGUUUUGUAACAUUCUUUUCGGGAAAGACUGAUACUAAUUUUAAAGAUAUUAUACUUGAUCCGAUGCCUAAUAUAAGAUCGAACGAUGAUCCGAAUGCGUAUUUUACCCUUUCAGUCCUUCCAAAGUCGCAACUUCUCGGAUUUCGAACAGUUAAAGAGCUUUUUCGGUAAAGGUACCUUUACAUAUACGGGCAAACGUCGUCGUACCACCACUACUCCAAGGCCUACCGCGGUUACUGUAGAUGGUAUGAAUGUGGAAGUGGCUAAUCAAUAUGGUCCAGUUGGAGUGAAUAGGGCUACUGCCUUGCUGAGGAACAAAAGUUUAGUCACCCCCAUUCCUAGGUUCGAGACUAGACCAUUAGGACCAACAAGGAUCAAUGAAGUUAAGAGUCGAAUACUACCGCCUCGGUUACGGUAGGUGAAACAUAGAUUAUAAAAGUAGUUUUACGAAUAAAAGGUCUUUGAUAACAGGGUAAUUUCUACUCGGUAUCAACUUUUCUUCUUAAAAUACAAUUUUUACAAAAUGUUGUUGUAGCUUACCAUCGCACCGUAAUCGCGAACAAGAGUACGGUCCUCAUUGGGAGAAGAAGUUCGAAGAAAGUAGUGAAGAACAAGUCAGUACAGUACCAGUUUUCAGUCUAGAACAGCCUGAUCGUGAGUUUUUUAUUUUCUAAAAAACUUGGAAACUGCAGCCUGCAAAAGUGUAGGACGCAAGCUGCUCGUUAAACUUAGCUUUUCAGAAACAUUAUUGUAGGUAAAAUAUAUUUAGAAAGAAGUUUACAAAGUUUAAAUGCUUUAAUAGAUAUUGUUCAAAACUGUUGACGACUUUUGUAAAAUACGUUGGCAAAAUACGUCAUUUCCAAUCUUAUAGCUGGAUCUCAAGAAAAAAUAAUUGCACAGUCAGAUGGUCCAAGGGAAGUUUACAACAACCAGAUCUGUUGGGAGACUAUGAUUGGGCAGGUAAGAAAAGUUUAAGUUCUUUUUUGUCUUUUUAAAGGAUCGUACAGGUCGCAUUAAGUAAAACCUACUUUUUGAUUUUUUUUUUAACUUUUGCACGGUGCAAUCAAAGGAUAAUUUGGUCUGCACGGUGCAGUGAUUCAGGAAACUUAAAUAAAUCAAAAUAGACAUUAUCAUUUUCCGAACCACCUCAUAGCAUUUCAAAUUCUAGCAAAUAGUUCGUCUAGUGAUGAUGGACAUGUAUAUCACCAUCGCUUCCAUUCUGAUCAUCGACUUUCUUCGCGGCAUUUGGAUCCGCUACACAGCAUCGUGGUGGUGCUGGGACGUGGAGAACGUGUUCCCAGAGUACGGAGAGUUCAAAGUGGCAGAGAAUGUGCUCCAUCUCAUUAACAACCAAGGAAUGGUAUGGUUGGGACUCUUCUUCGCUCCACUUUUGCCAGCCAUCAACAAUGUCAAGCUGAUCAUCUUCAUGUACAUCAGGGCGUGGGCUGUCAUUACCUGCAAUGUGCCGGCUAGGGAGAUCUUCAGGGCUUCAAGGUAUGAAUUGUGGCGUUUGUGAUAGUAUUUUUAUUCGAAAUUUACAUAAUUUUUAAUUUUAAAGCUUUUUGUAUCUACUACAAUAUAACUAUCAAUUAUUCGUUAUUUGAACAAGUCUGAGACGUGUCUAUCUCAAUAAACACGGCCAUUAAAUCGCCCGUGGAAUGUCAUAAACGUUUUUUUUUAAUUUCCGGUCAUUUUGGCCCUCCGGCCGCUUUUCGUUAAAAUUUCGAAAAAAUGAGCGAUCAUACUCUCCGGCCAGGUUUCGUGGCCAUUUCCACGUUUCAAACCUGACAGCCGGCUGACAAUGCUCCUGACCGUCAGAGUGACCUUUUAUAUUUUAAGGUCCAGCAAUUUCUACCUCAUUAUCUUACUCUUGUGGCUGUUGUUGUGCACAUUACCGGUCGGAUAUGUGAUUGCGAGUAAACAGCCGAGUAGUGGGUGUGGACCGUUUGCGUAAGUUGCUGUUGUGUUUUAGGUAUAGUAACCGUGAUUGAGGUAAUAAAGACAGUGAUAAGUUUGCAUUUGAUGUGUCUAUCAGUACAAUACGCAAAAAAGAGUUUUUUUUAAAGAUAGCAUAUAUACACCAUAAUAUAUACUAAUAACACAUUAUAUUACGAUAAAAGUACAAAAAAUAAACUUUCAGAGGUCGUACUCGCUUUUACGACGUCAUAACACAACUGCUUGAAGACAAAGUAGAUAAGAAGGUACUGAAAUGGCUGAGAUACAUCGCUUCUCCAGGAGUUGUCAUUCCAAUUCUUCUUCUUUUAAUGUGAGUGUUUUAGAAAAUAACAAAGAUUGUCGCAUUUCAUACCUAAAAUCUUCAUAUCCUAGUAAAAAGUUGGGCUUACAAUCGUUAGCAUUGCUAAAGUUUUCAUAUAUCACAAAAUGCAGAAGCAUAUCAAUAUCACCGUGAAGUUACAUGGCCUCAGGGUUCCUUUCCGGCAUUUACAGUGAAACAAACCCCUUUAGUAUGGCCCUUGGUAGUAUAAUACCCUCUUUAUAAUGACAGCUUUCUCACCGCUAUUUAUAAUACUAGGUUGUUCAAAUAACUCUGAGCCUCUAAACUAGAAAAUUUGCUUUGAGAAGGGGCACAGAAUUAUUUGAACAACCUAGUAAAAUUCUUAUUAAAAAUUACUUUGAUAGUGUGUAGUGUGACACCUCGGUUAUAAUGGCACUGUGGUCCAGUCCAUUGAGUGUCAUACUAAAAAGGUUAGACUGUAUAACAAUUUUAAAAAUAGCUAUAACAUUAGAUGAUGUCACUGUAUGUCUCUAUAAGAAGAGUAGACUAUUAUUUUUCUGGAUAAUUAAUGUUAAUAUUUCAGAUUGAUGAUUUACUUUUUGGUUUCAUUGGUACGAGGUCUUCGUGAAGCCAACACAGAUCUUCAACAACAGUUGGUACACGUAUGUUUUAGAUAAGUUAUGUUUAACCUUUGAACUAAAAAAAUUAAGUUUUUAACUUUGCAAUGUCGCAAAUAUGGUUUUACAAAUUUCAAAAACUAAAAUUUUAAAAAAAAAAGUAUUCAAAUAAAAAAAAACUUUUUAAAAGUUUUGAACUUUUUAAAAUUCGAAUAAUUUAAGGAAAGAACCGAAGAAAAGAAAAAGAUCUUCGAACUUGCCGGAGGGCAAAAGAAGCGUACUGCCUUUCCCUUCAAACCGCAACAACGAAAGACAGCGACUCAACACAUUCCAGAGGUCGAGGCGAAACGUCGUGAGCCUUGGAGAGCUCACAACGGUCGCGACAAUGUAGCCUCGUUGUGCCCAACUGAUGAACCGCCCUCCUCACCCAACUCUCCCACUAGCCAGCCUCCCAGUCCACCCAGCUUUAGGAAGAGAUCAGCCCGAGCAGAUGAGUAUCUGGAUGAGAGAGCUUUCCAGAUGCCGAAAACAAUGUCGCUGACGUCGCUGAACGAGGAAAGCGACGAAACCAAGAGUGCACCCAUGACAAAGAGCUUUUCCGCUGCCAGAGGGCAUGAAAUCGACUGGUCGGAGGGCGGAAAGGAAAAGGAGAAGAAAGAAGUUAGGACUCCAGAGGAAAUCAGGUAGGAUAACAUGAUAUGAGUCAUGUUUCUCGUAGAAGAUGACAUGAUACUCUCUAUGUUUAUUUGUUUAUUAUUAUAUCAGUCGUGUUUAUAAUAUAACUUUAUUAUAUUAUAGUUAUUCGACAAGAUAGCUUUAUAUAUGUCUAUCAUACUUGUUUUCAUGUUUUUACUAGGCCAAAACUACUAUAAUAUCAAGCUGAACGUCUUUCAAAACUGUUAACACAACUAUGCUUGGUAACAACCUUACAAUCACUUAACAGUGUGACCAAACUAACUCAAUUUAGACGACUAAUGGCCCCACUAAUGGCCUCAGUAACUGGUAGUGCACUAUCUUUGGCCCAAUUCCCAAGCGAAGAGCAAGUUACAGUAAUCUUCGGCAACAAGACCAGUCUGGGUGGUACCAAAUUGCGCGACAGCUUCGUAUCUCUAUAUGACAAUGAGAAAGGGCCUGAGGGCAAAGUAGACCGUACCAGUAGGACCAGUUUGUCCAAAGCGCUGCGAUCGGUCGAUAAUGUCUGUUUGCCAUUUUCAAUGCCUCAAACAUCCAUGUACGUGCUCACUAACCGGUUAUUCGUGUUGUCAACAUGUUGUAGUAAUUUAAAGUCGUCGUAUCUUGUGAAUAUUGUUGUGUAUGAAGGGUCGUGUCUAGUGGUAUUGUAGUUUAUUGUGUUGUUCUUUACCUACAUGCCAGUUUUCAAAGGUUGGUUAGUAUUAAGAUUAGAAAUACAGUACCUUUCGUUGAUGAUACGGUUACAGAAUUACAGUAUUUUAGCCUACUGUAUCUUUAAUUAAAAAACCGUAUCAUCAACUAGAGAACGGAACAUACAGUGGCGCUCAAAAAAAAUGGCCACCCCUUCGUUUGGUCGAUAAGUAAAAAAUUCGGUAAUAAUAUUUUGUAUAUUGUAUUCCAUUAUAGUUAUACAAUAAUUUUAACUUAUUUUAUGCAAAAAAAUUCGCAUUAGUUGCAAGUUGCUACUUUUGGCAACGCAAAGUUUCCAUCCACGGUGUCCAAAAAAAAUGGCCAUGUGUACGAUAAAAAACGUUUCUCAACUUUUACUUAUAGAUUCUGAAUGUUUUCCAUAUAUUUAUAUUACUUUAGUAUUUAUAAAGGUAUAAUAAUGAAGCACGGGUCUAUUCAGUUGAUGAAAAAGGCAUAGGAUGAUGAUAUCCAUGUUAUACCUUAUAGUAAUCAACCUCUAGGACACAUUUUUUCAAAUUAUUAAGGGGUUGAAUGCACAAAAACUAUUGAGAAGGUAAAAAGAGGUAGAAGAUCACAAAAAAAAACAACCAUUAGAGGCAAUACGCAGGUAUAAUAUGGUUAAAGAACGAUCCGUCGACUACUGCAAUAUUGAUCAAAGAAGUUGAGACUGAAUCGGGCUAAAGGGUUAACAAACAACGAAUCGAAGGUAGAUAUGUUAAAAGGAGACUUUUGAGUUGUGUAUAAACCAAAAAGUCGGUGAGUAUAGUUAAAAACAAAAAAGUCUAGUUUGAAUUCCCACGAGUUCUACUGUUUUAGAUAAUGGACAAUCAGGAAAAGUGAUUGUAUCAAAUGAAAUCAAAGUUGAUGUGGAGGUAUCUAAUAGUAAAAGAUACUUUGGAAGACGCAUUAUCAAAGAAAACAACCCGAAAGUUCUUUGCUCAACUGUGAAGCGCUGUGGAAGCAUUAUGGUUUGAGGUGCUUUGCCUAUAACAAUAUCGGUGUGUUGCAUCAAACUGAAAAAAUUAGAGAUGGCUCCAAAUACCGUGAAACUUUACAAAACGUGGCUGUAGCUUAUUGUCGAUUGUCCAAAUGCAAGAACCUCAUAUUUCAAAACAACUACAAUUUCCAGCACACUUCCGAAGUUGUCAGACGGGUCAUAUUGAAGGAGAAGAUCAUUGAACUUGAGUGGCCAAGUCAAUUUGCAAACUGAAUCCGGCCAUAAAUGUAUUGUAAAUAACUGUAAACAAAGUUAGAAAACGAUUCCAUUAUAUGAAUAUAAAAUUAUGUCAAGUCCGACAGAUAAAUGAUCAAAUUUACCCAUUAUUGUAGUAAAUUAAUCGAUCACCUAGGUACCUACAAUAAGCGUUGGUAUCGUUGCUUAAAAUGAUGUGAAACUAGUUCUAGAUGCUAUUUAGCAUUUGGAAACUGUUUUCGUCUUUUUAAAUUACAUGGUUGAUACGAAAAUAGGAUGUCGUUAUACCCUGGCCAUUUUUUUGGACACCAUGGAUUGAAACUUCGCGUUGCCAAAACUAGCAACUUGCAAGUAAUGCAAUUUUUUUGCAUAAAGUAAGUUAAAAUUAUUGCAUAUCUAUAAUGGAAUACAAUAUAUGCAAUAUUAUUACCGAAAUUUUUACUUAUCGACCAAACGUGGGGGGUGGCCGUUUUUUUUGAGCGCCGCUGUAUAGUAACAUAAAUAUAUUACCAUGCCAUAUGUCUUGUUACAGAGGACCGUUGAAAAACGGCGAGUCGGUCCAGGAGCACUCCCAGUCGAUUUCUCUGUACAGUCGGGAGCCGCGCCGUCUCGGACAGUCUCCGCUCGUCUCCAGCGCUUCAGCCCCGCCAAGACGGUUUUCGUACGAUCGCAGAGAUUCUUUGCAGGCGCUCCCGCCACAACGGUAAGUUGGCAUAGACAGUCUUUGAUUUCUCUAAACUAUAUUUUAUGCCAAUGAUAUGUUUAGGAAUGUAAAAAUAGAAGAUAUUUUCGUAUUUUACAUAAAAUUUUCUUGGAUAAAAAACUCAAAUUAUAUUAUCUUUUCUCAGAGUGGAGAUCAAGCCUCGCCAAGACGAAUUCGUUCCUUGGCCGUCGAUCGAGGAAGUGCGGGCCCAGCGGGCUCAUCUCUUGCCCAAAAACCGCGAUCGUCCACGUCCCGACAGUCUAAGGGAACGGUCAAAUUCCAUCCAGCGUGCCGAGAUUGAUGAACCCGGACCUUCUGAAGCACAGCCACGAAGAUUCCGAAUUUCAGUGUCGCCCACCAGGAAGAUACAGGUAAUUUUGAUGUUCUCUUAAUGGAUUUGGGAAUCAUUUAAUAUUUAUCAAUGGUAAAUGUGCAUACCGUAGUUUUACUUUAUGAGAAAAUGUUUUUUUUUUGUUUGGCAUCUAUUAUAAGCUCGUAAAACUACUUUUAACCAGAAUUUUAUUAUUGUUUACUAAAUCUGUAGGAAUCGGAGAUCGAAUCCCUCCCGCCUGCCCCUUCCCGGCCCAAAUUCAUAAUAAAACAACGCCUGAUCCCCGGGUCGACCUUAAGUAUGGCCUCUACCUUCUCCAAGACUUCUUCUCAACCUUCCACUCCUUCUAAACCCUCGACGCCAGUAGCCCCGAGAGUGGGCUUUGGCGACGACGAUUCACCUCGAAUCGAGCAAUGA